Molecule: messenger RNA, 620 nt
Organism: Oppiella nova
Lineage: Eukaryota; Metazoa; Arthropoda; Arachnida; Sarcoptiformes; Oppiidae
Source: the annotation of a GenBank genome assembly
UUCAAAUUGUAUAUAAAAUGAAAUCCAUCAACCUAAUAGUUAUAAUUAUUAUACAAUCGUUUUAUUAGUAUAAUUAUAAACCCAUAACUAAAAUCAUGUAUAAAUUGGUAACUUUGGUGGUUCUCAUUACAGUUUCGCAAACUUAUGGUGAGGAUGGAAUAUGUUCGUGGUAUGACUCACCUCCCGGUGCCCUCACAGCCGAUAGAGAGAAUUACAGCCAAACCAACCUAACGGCCGCUCAUAAGACCCUACCAUUUGGGACAUGUGUAGAGGUGUCGUGUAAUGGGAGGUCUGUCGUCGUUAGGAUCACCGACAGGGGACCGUUCGUUGCCGGGAGGAUACUGGAUAUGAGCAGAGCUGCCGGUGCUGCGCUCGGUAUUAUUGAUAGUGGGCUCUGUCAGUGCAACCUUUCUGUUAUUCCCUUUUGUGUCUGAUGUAAAUUGAUCCAGCUAGAUGAGUAACACAUUUUUGUAUUUUUAAUACAAGUAAUGGUUUCCUCUAUAAUAAAAAGUUAACAAUUGCAUUUAAUAUGACAAAAUCAUUAUACCAAAAUGAUUAGAAUUAAUUGUAAUUAUAAAUUUUCUUAAAUUAAUUGUAUACAAAAUUCAGUUGAAAAUAUA